Messenger RNA from Knipowitschia caucasica, 3396 nucleotides. The record is from the annotation of a GenBank genome assembly. Lineage: Eukaryota; Metazoa; Chordata; Actinopteri; Gobiiformes; Gobiidae.
AUGUAUCUGCCCCUGAGUAAUGUGGACCUGUCUGCCUGUCUGGGUUCUGGUAUACCACGGAGCAGCACCAUGUCUGGGUUUCAGUCUCUGGUCAUCUUGGCAGUCUUACAGAGUCUAAAUGGUUUCAACAUUGAACCUGCAGCUUGGAGGUCUUUCAGGAACUCAGCUGAAGGCUUUGGACACAAGGUGAUUCAGAAAACAAAAGGCUUGCUGGUCAGUGCUCCUCUGCAGCAGUAUUCACAGUCAGGACGAGGACAAAUAUAUGAGUGUUUCCCUUCUACAUCCAACUGCAGUCAACUCCAGCUCCCAUUGCCGCCCUAUGCAGUCAAUACCUCCCUUGGUUUGUCCAUGGCAUUUAACCCCAGUGAUCAAAAGUCUCUGGUCUGUGGGCCGACCAUCCCAAAGGACUGCAGCAGCAUCACCAUGUACAACGGCCUGUGCCUGGAACUAGAUCAAAACAACACAGUGACCAGAACCACACCAAGCACCACCGCAGAUUGCCCGAGCCAACCGGCCGACAUCGCCUUUCUGCUGGAUGGUUCUGGAAGUGUACACCCAAAAGAUUUCACUAAAAUGAAGGACUUUGUCGUUAAAGUGAUUCAGGCGUUUAUCGGGAAAGAUUCAAGGUUCGCCAUCGUACAGUUUUCACAUGUUAAUAGUAUCAGUUAUUAUUUCAACACAUUUCGAGUCUCUGGAUCCUGGAGAGAUGAAAUCUUCCAACCAAACAGGGGCAAUCGCCCAAAGUCCAAUAAUGUGUUGAUAGUAAUCACUGAUGGCGAGUCUACGGAUGGACAGAACUUACCCGCCGCAAGAGAUGCCGCCAACAGGAAAAACAUUAUCAGAUUUGCAAUUGGGGUUGGAAAUGCUUUCAACAAUCCUUCAGCGAAAACUGAGCUGCAGACCAUCGCGUCGUCCAAAGACCAUGUGUUUCAGGUGGAAGGGUUCGAUGCUCUGGAUAAAAUCAGCCAGACUCUGCAAGAAAAGAUCUUCUCCAUUGAAGGGACUCAAUCCGGUGGGGAGACUUUGAAAAUGGAAAUGUCUCAACUGGGCUUUGGCGCUGCCUUCUCUAGUGAGGGCUUUCAAAUGACAGCAGUCGGCGCCAAUGAAUGGAGAGGAGGGUUAAAGAAGUUCAGCCGCUCUGGUUCCCCCGUGAGCUUCUAUGAGCCCUUAGACAUCGACAAGGACAGUUACCUGGGUUAUUCCAUCGCUGUGGCAAACACUGUAGCUGGGACAUUUACCGCGGUUGGAGCCCCACGAUACCGUCACAGAGGCAUUGUAAUGUACGUUUAUAGCACCUACACUCGCCAAUGGAUCGAUCCGCUGGACUGGGAGUUUCAGAGCGGGGAGUAUUUUGGGGCCGAGGUUUGUACAAUGGACGUCAACGGUGACCGCUUCACUGACGUCCUUCUGAUAUCGGCCCCGAUGUUUGUGGAGAAAGACAGAGAGGGAAGAGUCUACGUCUGUGAUGUCACCGACUGGAAUGUCGAGUGUCACUUUGAUGCUCCGGUGGUCCUGAGGGGGGCGCCAGAUAAAGGAAGAUUUGGGUCAUCCCUUGCUGUGCUGCCUGACCUGAACGCUGAUAAUUUGGCCGAUUUAGCCGUGGGGGCACCUUUGGAGAAUGAUGGCAGAGGCAGUAUUUAUAUUUACCACGGCUCCGGGUUUGGACGGAUUAAUACAACCUUCUCACAGAGGAUUGCUGCCUCAGAAGUAGAGUCUGGUCUGAAGUACUUUGGCACGUCCAUUAGUCCCACAUCACUGGACCAGAGCGGAGAUGGUCUUCCAGAUUUACUGGUGGGCUCCAAAGGGACUGUUGUUCUUCUCAGAUCCAAACCAAUUGUAAAAGUAGACGCCACAAUAUCGUUCACUCCAGCACUGAUUCCAACCCAGAAUCCCGACUGCUCCAAACCCAUCGCCGCCACUGCUGACAUCUGCUUCUUUAUGUCCAAAGUCACCGCACUGAUGCAAGCUCAGGCAAGAAUCAACUAUACUUUCUCUUUGGAUGCUACACGCGCAGUUCCUAAUAACCGGGCUUUCAUCAGCGACAACAAAGAACAAGACCAAACUGGAAGCAUCACCAUUUCUUUGAACCGACGUGAAUGUGUUCUUAUCCCCUUCUCCAUACAGUCCUGCCCCGAGGAUGCUCUCAAUCCACUUUACAACGAGAUGCGCUACACGUUUGAAAGUUUACCCAUGGGUCAAACCCUGACUCCCAGUCUCUCUCAGCAGUCGCCCACAACACACAGCAAGGAUUUGGGGUUUGAGAUCAACUGUGGGGUUGACGAGACAUGCACCGACAGUCUCAUUGUGGACUUUAACUUCACCAGCUCCUCCCUGGUCCGAGUGGGGAUCGACAAGUUACUCGACGUCACCGUGUCCUUAGAAAACACAGAAGAAAAUUCCUAUGACUCCAGAGUAAUACUGACUUACCCUUCUGGGCUUUCUUAUCGCAAGUUCACAGGACUACAAGGGAGAAUCGACUGUAGCUCCAAGGACAGUGAAAACGGCCUGACCCGCGGCAGGACAGAUUGCUUCAUCGAUAAGCCUAUUUUUAAAAGCAAUGCAAAGGCUUUUUUUGUUGUUUCAUAUGGCUUUACCGCCAAUAGUCAACUUGACAGGAGUAUUUAUGUGACAGCAAACGCAACCAGUGCGAACGUAAAGUCAUCCCCAUCGUCCAAGCUUUACAGACGCAAGGAGAUCGGUGUCAAGUACAGCAUUUCAAUGACUAUCGGAAGUUCUCCCAGUUACACCAACUUCACCUUUGGCCAGAAUGAUCUGCAGAAGCCCGUCAAUCAGUCCAUAAAGGUUACAAACGAGAUCCGAGCCCUGAACUUCUCGGUGGUGAUCCGGGUGCCAGUCGCGCUCGGUCAAAAGAACAUUUGGGCCAAUUCUUCUUUUCAAAUUGCAGAUUGUCAAAAAGAACAAGACGAAGAACCAACUAUUCCAGAUUUUUUGUCCCAAGUACAAGAGAAUAAAAUUGUGAACUGCAGUGUGGCCAGAUGCAGUGUUUUCCGCUGCACUCGCUUCAUGGGGCGAAUGGAGAGUAAGGAUUACGUCAUCUCGGCGAACCUCAGCUCGGCGUGGAUCCAGCAGAUUGGACUGAAGUCGGUGAAGUUUCUCCUGAUCAGCACGGCCGCUCUGGAGUACGACACCGACAGAUUUGUUUUCUAUUCAGCAGAGAUUAAAGACACCAAGAUUGAAGCCGAGGUGGAGGUCUACACUGAGGUGGACUUCACCAAAGAGAUCGUGGGAGGUUCUGUGGGAGCAGUGCUCCUGGUGUUGUUACUCACUGCUGCAUUGUACAAAGCUGGAUUCUUCAAGAGCAAAUACCAAAAGAUGAUGGCGGAGGAGGCCAUGACACAGGAAAAUACUGGUGCUUCAGAAGAGCCACAAGCAUGA